UUUUUUGCUCUUCGACGUUGUCCCGCGCCGAAGGCCGUUCUGGCGAGCGAGCGGAGGGCGCCCGUGGGCAGCAGCCGGCGGCCGAGGCGGGAUGGGGUGCGAAGGGCUUAAUAAACCGCGGGCGCCUGCGGUCGCGCGGGCGCCCGCGGCGUGUGGCGCGCGUGCGGCGCCUGGCGCGGGACGGCGGGCGAAGGUCUCGAAUUGGUGCACACCAGCCGGAGUUGUUCCGAGUACUGGAGCACUGUCGGACCCAGAACUCCAGCGCCUUGAACGAUGAGAUUCGGACUGAAAAUGACGGCCGCGGCGCCCUCUCGAGAGCCGACAACGGACAAUCCACUAAUCGACGUGCCAGGGUGGGGGUUCUCCAGGAGGGAAACAGCACACAGACAGGAGGAGGAGGAGGAGGAGGAGGAGGAGGAGGAGGAGGAGGAGGAGGAGGAGGGGGGGCACGCAGCGUUCGAGGGGCGCCCCCCCGGCGAAGUGGCGGCGGCAAAGUGCUGCCCGCGGCGGCCCCGCGGGCCGUGCUCGACGGCUCGGCACACCGCGGGCCUCGCCGGCACGGCGGCGGGUGUGCCGCGGGCGCACGGGCACAGCCUCGCCACAGCGCCUUGGCAGCAGGGCGCCUUGGCAGCAGGGGCGGGGCCGAACUGCAAUCAAAUCUACAUUGUGAGACCUGCGCAUACUGCCGACGGUGUUUGUAAGACUGAAUGAUGCCGUUUGCGAAUGCCUCGUUCAACCUUGGACAGCGUGUGCAAUCGGCGACUGCUCCAUCCACCGCUUCGGCUUCAGCGCUUCCUUUGACGAAUAUUGGAUCAUUUCGGCACUCUCCAGGUCCAUGUGCCGGAGCCCCAUCGAGUCUCAUGCCCCCGACGCAUUCAGGCAGAUGAUCGAGCACUCCAUCAGCGCAAACCCCGCAAAGACCCACAGAGACACGAACAUGGGUGUCGCUCCUGCAAACGCCUCGGGCAACAACUCCAUGAUGGACACGCAAACCAUCACCCCCGCGGUCGAGGCGUACACAGCACCAUACACAAACGGUGGUAGGCCUUCGAGCCUGCAGAUAGCGAUGAGGAACCAGCCAAAAGCUGCCCCGAUGGGCUGCGCGAGGCCGGCCCAGAACGUGUUCUUUACAGCUCCCCAAACUGACCCGCUUGACUGAUAGAACGGGACCGCAAUGGCCAUUCCCUCUGGGAUGUUGUGCAUUGCGAUUGCCACUGGCACUGCGAAAGACCCUGUGCCUCCACCAAAGAAAGUUGCAAGACCCUCGGGGAAGUUGUGUAUCGUCAACGCCAAGAACGUCACAAACGAGAUCCGCUCAAGAGAGGACACCUUCUGUGAGUCGUGAUGAUUCAAGGCCUCACUUGAAUCAGAGUCUCCCUCCUCCACGUUCUCCUGAUUGGAAAACAUCGCGUCAACGCACUUGUCGAGCCCAAUCGCAGCGAGUACGCCCACGAAGAAGAAGCCAGCAACGCAUAGCCUGACGCAGAUAGUCUCACCACCCUCCCCACCUUCACCCUCACCCACUCCCGCACUGAGGCGUCUUCCACUGCCGCAGUCUGGAGGAUGAAAAUGGUGCUCGAAGAACUGGACCGCCUCUGUCCCAAGGAUGUCAAUGAAGGAGAGAACCCACAUCAUCACGCCAGCUGCAAAGCCCAUGGCCGCAGAAGUGACUUUCUUGGGGUUGCCACCCAUCUUGGCAAAAAGGAUGGCCACAGAACCCAGGCAGGUUGCCAUCCCUGCAAUGAUCGUGAGCACAAAUCCAAGCAAGUAGUCUGGCUCCUUCUCGCUGCAGUGUGCCAGGCGCCGAGCAACCGAAGGACGCCCCGAAAACAUGGCCACGAGGCUCGAACACAGUGUGAGAGGCUUCUGGUGCUCGGGCUAUUCGGGGAAUGGCUCAGGGCACGGAACAACACAUGUGCAGAUGAGGCCAACUUUUGCACCAGAGCCACAUUGGCUUGAGCCAAAAUGGCUACGGACCGAAUUUCUGUGGGGCCUUGGGACACGUGCAAACACAUAACACUCACACCCCCGAAGCCACAGCCGUUCG
This is a messenger RNA of Prorocentrum cordatum, 2047 nucleotides long. The record is from the annotation of a GenBank genome assembly. NCBI's taxonomy places the organism in Eukaryota, Dinophyceae, Prorocentrales, Prorocentraceae.